AUGAGCUUUCAAAUAAUUCUUCGUGAGGGCAUCCGUGGUGGGUUUGUUGGACCUACAACAAGAUAUGCAGUUCAAAUCCAAGGCGACAAGUCAGGAGCAACUGUUACGCAGUCAACCUUGAAACCAGACUCAAAGACAGAUUAUAAUACGAUGGCUGGUGGUGCUUCAUUUGAAGACUUGGCUAAUCUCGUACAAAUUUUAAAGGACCAACUUUCCAAGUUACCCACAGAACAACCUCCGGGUAGCGAAGAUAUCUAUGACUUAGAUACCUCAAUUAUUUUUGCCUGCGAUGAUUUCGAAUGGUGCAAUGGUGGUCCAGGAGGCUGUGCACAAGGUCAAUCGUCUGUAAAAGCAACCGAAGAACAAAAGGAAAAGUUUAAAGAAUUGGUAGAGUUAUUGAAAGGUGUUGGUCAAAACUUUGCUAUUUCAGCCGCGUGA
Messenger RNA from Rhizopus microsporus ATCC 52813, 438 nucleotides. RefSeq lists its product as uncharacterized. The transcript is spliced from 4 exons. The record is from RefSeq and is a predicted model, not a curated record. NCBI's taxonomy places the organism in Eukaryota, Fungi, Mucoromycota, Mucoromycetes, Mucorales, Rhizopodaceae. The coding region runs from base 1 to 438 and encodes 145 amino acids.